CAGUAUGGUUAUACCCUGCCGCGUUGAUGGAUCGCCCCCGCGACUUGCACCCUGCUCACGGCGUGCCGACAUACCCAGUCGGAGUAGUGCAGAUCGCAGCUCCCCAGUCCGUCGUAAAUCUGGAAGUACUCAUCUUCUUGUCGAACAUAAGAAUUCACCCACUCUUGGCAUCUGCAUUGGCAAAGAUAGUCGAUGAUACGGACAGUCGGGGUGCCCUUGGCCGCGAUGAUGGUGCAAUUCGCCAACUUCUUUCCAUGAUUCUGAGCGAUAAUAAGCAUGUUGUCCAGCAAGCUUCGCUAGCACUAUCUUCAAUAUCUGCUGAGGCAGACCAUGUGUCACGCCUAAUCAAAGCCGAUGUGCUUCAGUGCGUAAGGUCUGUACUUCGCUCAGAGCAGCCCGAGAUUCAGGUGCCAGGAAUACGGAUUGUUGCCAGCUUGGCUUUCUCAUCAGAUGCAGUGCCAAUUCGUGUUUUGCGCUCAGAUAUCUUCACUCGCCUAAGGGACCUUUGCAUGUCUGAGCAUGUGCACGUUCAGCGGGAGGCUCUAAUAGCCAUGGGCAACCUUGCAUUCUCCAGUGAGUGUAGGAGGUUGAUGGCAGCUACCGAAGGCUUGAGGGCGAUGCUCUUCCGGCUUGCAACAGUUGGGAAUGGCAGAAAUGCCAAGAGCACGGAGCAACUCAGAAAAGCGGCCACACGCGUCCUCGCGAUUCUCGGGGAGAACGAACUUCUUCGACAAGCUCUACAGGACAAGCCAAUCUCUAGGAGAGGAGUCCGAAUUCUGGCCAUGGAUGGGGGAGGAAUGAGAGGAAUGGCGACAGUCCGGAUGCUCCGGAGAUUAGAGAAAGGGACUGGAAAGAGAAUAUAUGAGUUAUUUGAUUUGAUAUGUGGCACCUCAACGGGAGGAAUGCUGGCGGUGGCUUUGGCUGUGAAAAGAUACUCACUUGAUCAGUGCGAAGAGAUCUACAAGUCAUUGGGGAAAGUAGUUUUUUCAGACCCUGUGCCUAAGGAUGCAGAAGCCGCGACUUGGCGUGAGAAACUCGACCAAGUCUAUAAAAGUGGGGCAAUGAAUAUCAGAGUGAUUAUGCAUGGUUCAAAGCACAAUUCAGAGGAAUUUGAGAGGCUGCUCAAGGAAAUGUGUCGGAAUGAUGAGGGAGACCUCCUUAUUGAUUCAGGACUCCAGGGAGGGCCCAAGGUUUUUGUUGUUGCAUCACUCGUCAGCGUGACACCUGUUCAGCCCUUCUUGUUUCGGACAUAUCAGCAUCCUCCAGGCACUCCAGAAUCUGCGCUCGCUGCAGCUUCAAAUCCUCUUACGCCAACUGGGACACCCACAACAAGCGAUGGUGCGAAGACAGGCACUCCGUUCAGCAAAGCUCACGCACCAGUCAGUGCAGGGAAAGGGGCUUUCAUGGGGAGUUGCAAGCACCACACCUGGCAAGCAAUACGAGCCUCGUCAGCUGCGCCCUACUAUUUGGAUGAUUUCUCUUGCGACAAUAGUCGCUGGCAGGAUGGAGCUGUGACGGCAAACAAUCCUGCUAUAAUUGCACUCAGAGAAGCCAGACUUCUAUGGCCCGACUCUCCGAUCGACUGCCUGGUCUCUUUUGGCUGCGGUGCAGUUCCUAUAAAGCCUCGAGGGAAGUCCUGGCGGUAUUUCGAUACUGGGCAGGUGCUGAUUGAGAGUGCAUGUAGUGUGGAGCGGGUGGAGGAAGCCCUUGACACACUCCUUCCAAUUUUGCCAGAUCUACAUUACUAUCGUUUUAACCCUGUGGAUGACAGGUGCUCCAUGGAGCUCGAUGAGACGGACUCUGCUGUUUGGAACAAACUAGAAGCGGCAGCACAGGAGUAUAUUGAGAACAAUGACGAAAUGUUUGAGACUGUGUGCAAACAACUUGUGCUGCCAUUGCUAGAAGAGGACAAUGAGGGCAACGGCAUAGACGGGGACGAGGAUCUUGCAAAGAAAAGUGCAACGAGGGUUACAUCUGGACGAGAGACUUCUACUAGCAAUUGCGAAGACCUUUUCGAGGAAGAAGGACCGUUCUUAGGAUGGCGCCGAAAGGUGUUCAUAGCAAGGUCUAGUGAGAAGACAAAAAGCAGCAAGAGGAGGGCUUCACCACGUAAGGAUUCUGGAGACAUGGUUAAGAAAUUCCUUAAGCAGCACAAGCUUGGAGUUGAGGUUCACGUGUGUGAACCUGUCGGUGGUGAAGUGACGGGGUCAACUGCAGUUGAUGACAUGAAGACCGGCAUUCAAUUUGGAGCUUGGAAAAGCUGCCCCCGAACAGAUCAAGCGGGAGGAGGGCAUCCGGGAGGUGUUGACACCACCAAUGGCACUCAUGUGGGGCCCGGUGGAUCGAUCGAUCUCUUUGCUGCGAGUGAACCCUUAAAGAAAGCAGGAACUGUUGCCAUCCCUGUUGGCUCUGCCACCGGUACAGCAAGUGCGGAGAAGGCAGGUAUACCUCUGGCGGUUGCAGGUCGGCAGUCGUCAGGUAUCAAGCCAAAGUCCUCCCCAGCAUCACCCCCUCUGGUAUCCUCUAACUCUUCGCGACGCAGCCAGCAUUCCUCUCCUGGCGCAGGCUUACACUCGUCACCCAAGCCACAUAUGCCCAGUUCCCCUCCCGAAUUAUCCCUCUCCCGCCCUCUUUCCCCAAGGUCGGAUGGCCUGCCGACCGAUCUUCUUCCCUCCGCACAGCAACUUUAUGAGCACCUGUCUGCGUCUCCUCUGGUCGGCAUCAUCCAUUUGGACAUGGAUUGCGGUGAACAGGGCUUCAUAAUGACUUGGCAGAGCGACAUAAUCCCAAUCAUGGAGCCGGGAGAGGGAGCAACAGCUUUCUUGACGUCAGCAAUACCUGCUGACCCCUUGGGAUCAUGGACUUCCGCAGCUCUUGGUUCGGAGCUUGGCCCGGGCCUUGGCGGCGAUGGUACCCACCUGAAUAUGGCUUCUUUGAUCUCAACAACUCAGCAGGUGUUGGUCAAUGGCGUCCUUCACAACUUUGUCGGUCGCCAUACGCAGGUCCUGCAUGAUGGACAGGAGGUUGGUGCAUACUUGUUUGAACGCACUUAUCCGCUUGAGAAGCUUGCGGCAGAUGAUGUGUGCAAAAUGAUCGGAGCGUUUCAGAACCGUUUAGUCGUUUGUGGGCGGGCGAAGCCUGUUCCUCGUGCCAUUAUUGAUGAGUUUCUCAUGUGUGGAGCCAAGUGCGUCGUCGCCAUUCCAAAGCACGAUAGACAUGCCUUUGACUUGAGUUUCCGUGGGAUAGGCGACAUGGGUGAAACGAGCGAUCAUCGGGGACCAUCCGGCGAGGAUAAGGGUGGGCAUCCGGAAAAGGUAAGAGACGACUGGCUGAGUGAAGAUGGCCAAAGUGAGGAUGGAGAUGAUGCCGGAGCGGGUACACUCAGGCCGGUUGAUGAGAUAUUCGGUAGUGUGAGCGGGAGUGAAGAUGACGAGGACCCGAGCCGUCAUGGUCGGAAGCCGUCUCCUCUUGGGAAUGCUCAGUUUUUGGCCACUCCGGAAUGGGGAGGACUGCACACGCACGCUCCUAGGAGUCUGGGGAAAAAUGCGCUGGGGGAGAGAGGGGUUGAUGGGGAAAUUGUCAAUCUGGGUCCAUUUUGGCAAACGUUUUAUAAGAAUGUUUUUUUAGAGAAAAGGGGGGUCAGCUAUGUUCUGCAAGAUCUGCCGGGUUUUCGAAGCUGGUUUACAUUGCGAUUCAUGUUAGCGGCGACCUAUCAUUUUGAGUUCGUUAUAUGGAGCUGGAAGAGGUUCUUUCUAUUGUUGAGAAUAGUGGAGAGGUGUGUGGUUCCCUUCUGUGGGUAUUUUUCAGAGCUGUUAUGGAUAAUCACAUGGAGAUGCAGGACUGGCCCAUGGACGUUAGCGGAGGCUGCCGUGGCACCAGAAAUGUCGAGACCACCGUGUGAAACAAUGUGAUCGGUCUGGGUUGUAUACACAUUUCCUUGUCAUCAUUCUGACUCUUCUGAUAGCUCAGUUGAUGAUUCCGGGGGUUGUAAUCAUUCUUUGCCACCGAUGUGGCAACUGCGGGCUCUAGCAACAUCUCAUCUACUGCUGCUCAGCUUGCAGGAGACGCACAGCAAUCAACCAGUCAAAGGAGGAUCAGGAACCAAGGAACCUGCAGCAAGGAAAUGAAAGAACCAUUGUCCAAGGAAUGAGGGCCGACGGAGCCAAGGAUGGGUGGGACGAAAGUGGUGAAGGAACCAAGAGACAAGGCACCAAAUGGACCACACAGGCACCAGGAGGCCCGGCAGAAGAAGGUCAGGCCCUGAGAGACCAAGACGGGAACAAGAGACCAGGAACCACAGACCCAAUGGGCGGAAUUGGCGAAGGAACCAAGAGACCGAAUUACCACUCAGGCCCUGAGGAACCCACAGACCCAAUGGGCGGAAUUGGUGAAGGAACCAAGAGACAAGGCACCAAAUUACAACUCAGGCCCUGAGGGACUAAGCGGGAAGGAGAGACCAGGAACCACAGUCGAGGGAUGAGGGACCAAGGAACCAGGAGCAAGAAAGAAAUGAAGGAACAAGAGUAAAAGGUAGUCGCGGCGAAGGAUUCAAUGACCCGAAGGACGAAAUUGGUGAAGGAAACAAGAGACAAGGCACUAAAAUGACCACUCAGGCACCAAGAGGCCCAGGCAGAGGAAGUCCACUCCCUGAGGGACCAAGUCGGGAACGAGAGACCAUGCUUGGGAUCCAAAGGGAUGAAUCACCGCCUUCCACCAAGGAGACCAGGUAGCAGAGGACUAGGCACCUGGGGACAUGGCACUGAGCUUGGGGGCCAAGAGAAUGGGAAGUUAGUGUAUGCUUGACUAGGGACCAAAAGACAAGGCACCAAAUGGCCACGCAGGCACCGAGAGGCCAGGCAGAGGAAGUUCAAGCCCUCAGGUACCAAGAUGGGAACAAGACAGGAACCUGCGGACCAUGCUCGGACUCCAAGGGACGAAUCACAACCUUCCACCAAGAGACCAAGCUCAGGCAGCAAUAAACUGGGAACCUCAGGAGACUAGGUACUAGAGGACUAGGCACCUGGGGACCUGCCAUGGAGCAUGGGCGCCAAGAGAAUGGGAAACUUGGAGACCAGGUACUGAGGGACCGAGCUUGGGGGCUGCUUGGAGAGUGAGUGACUACCUUAGGCUCUGCAGCAUCCAGGCUUGAGUAUGUGAAGCAUAGCCAACUGCACCCAGGCUAUGGCUAUUGGCUAUUAGCUAUUGGGUAGCUUCACUAAGUAUGUACGCACCACGGCAUCCAGGCCGGACUUUGUGAAGCAUACCCAAUAGUGAAAGCCAACAGCCAUAGCAGGAUGCACUUUUUUCCAGACAAGUGCCAAGUGGUUCAAUAGUGAGCGGCAGUGUUCAUAUAUGGAAACUGCAAAUUUGGUGGUACCAAGCUCAUGGAGGGAGAGCUGGUAUGCAUCUUCAUUCCAGGUAACUACGAGUCUCAGGACAUACUCAGACUAGGACCUUUUCCACUGAGAUCUGGACCUCAUUGCGGUCAGAUACAUCCCAGGCUGGCCGUAAUUAGGGUGAGGUACAUCUAGGAAAGCCUUUGUGCGAGUGAGGCCGCAGUUUGAUCAUUGGGCUGAUUUACCUUGCUGUAUACCGCCGGCUGGCCCGGCGUCUCUGCCUCCUACGGGUACCGGGAUGGAUGGCCCUGGAAAUGGAUGUGCUCAGAGAUUGGUAAAACUGGCUUUCUGUAAAUAAGAACGCAGUUUCUGUGUUUGGGGUCAAUGUCAGCACGAUGCUGUACCUGGACAAGAGGUUUCGGUCAUUGUGUUCACAGAUGACGAGGCUGCUAUUUUGGCUGCGGACCCUUUUUGCAAUUUCUUUUUUUUUUUUUUUUUUUUUUUUGGGAACAAAGCUCCAAUCUAUUU
Chara braunii is the source of this 5864-nucleotide messenger RNA. The record is from the annotation of a GenBank genome assembly. Lineage: Eukaryota; Viridiplantae; Streptophyta; Charophyceae; Charales; Characeae.